Salvelinus fontinalis (brook trout) is the source of this 4820-nucleotide messenger RNA. It is a transcript of the gene angpt2b, whose product is annotated as angiopoietin 2b. Gene Ontology annotation, molecular function: receptor tyrosine kinase binding. The transcript is spliced from 9 exons. NCBI's taxonomy places the organism in Eukaryota, Metazoa, Chordata, Actinopteri, Salmoniformes, Salmonidae. The record is from RefSeq and is a predicted model, not a curated record. Gene Ontology annotation, biological process: Tie signaling pathway. Bases 719 to 2239 code for a protein of 506 amino acids.
GGGAGCACCCCUUCGAGGGAGGGAGGAAGGGAGGGAGGGAGGGGAGGGAAGGGUGUUUGAGUGAUAAUGUGUUGAAGAACGAGGGGUUGUAGAGGAGAGGUACACCCUAUCACUACUUUAAGAGCUCUGCCCCCUUCAGCCAACAUCCCAGCUGCUCCCUCUCUUCUCUACUCCUCCUCUCUCCAUCCUGGCGAAUGGACAAACACAGCCUGAAAAAAAGAGAUAGAGAGACGGAUGAAACACAUGGCAACAAUACAGGAGUUUAAUAAUCAGACUGGGGAGAUAGCAGCUUGUUUCCAGGAGGGGGUCGUCCCAUCUGAACACCGCGGAGAGAAAAGACCGCAAUCAUCUCUUCCUGCUUGUGUGUGUAAGAGUGUAUGUGUGUUUUGUGUAUCUGUCCAGACAGACAGAGAGCAGUGGAAUAGCAGGAGGUGGGUUUCGGGGAAGACAGAUCCAUUGCAACAGAGAUUCUCUGACAGCAGCUUCAAGGAGAGCAACACACUGUGGAUAAAUUGAGAGUUUGCAACUGAGGGAAUGAGAAGGCGUUGAAGACAGAGAGAGACCUGAGAAAGUCAAGGAGGGAGAGAGAAAGACUCUUUUGGUGUUCUUGUCUGCUAAAGUGUGACGACCCUCUCCACUUACCCUUCUCCCUCUCCCUCACUCCUCUUCCCCCUCUUCUCCUCCACUCUCCUCCCACACUGUCCUCGUCUCACCUGAGAUGGGCCGGCUGCUGGCCCUAGCCCUGGCCUACCUGGUGUACCUGUCCACUGCAGUGAUUGGCUCAGAGAAGAAGCAGCACCGGGUGCAACAUGGACCCUGCAGUUACACCUUCAUCCUCCCCGAGGUGGAACACUGCCAACCCCUCCAAGACUUCCAGGUCACCAACUCCCUCCAGAGGGACUCCCCACCACCGCCAGCCCCCGACCCAGGAUCGAGUCACCCUGAGCAAGACAAAGCCCAGCCCGCUAGGCCCUCGUGGCAGGAGAGGAAGCUGGAGAGUCUGGAGAGCUCCACAGAGAAUAAUACACAGUGGUUACAGAAGCUGGAGAGGUCCAUCCAGGAGAACCUGCGUUCUGGGAUGGAGGAGAUGAAGAGGAACGCUGUUCACACCCAGACGGCGGCCAUGUUGGAGAUCGGGACUAACCUCUUCAGCCAAUCAGCCGAGCAGAACCGCAAACUGACAGAUGUGGAGACCCAGGUGCUGAACCAGACCAGCAGAAUGGAGAUCCAGCUGUUGGAGUAUUCUCUGUUCACUAACCGUCUGGAGAAACACGUCCUGCAGCAGAAUCAGGAGAUCUCACGACUCAACGAUAAAAGCAGUUUGCUAGAGCAGAGGUUCUCAGUUUUAGAGGCCAGGCACGUUAAGGAGCUCCAGGGUCUUCAGAGGGAGAGACAGCAGCUGCAGGACAUGCUGGAGAGACAGAGGCGCCUGGUCACCCAGCUACAGGGAGAGCUGGGGACCUCCACACACAACAGCUCACUACUGCAGAAACAGCAGGCUAUACUGACUGACACAGUGCAGCAGCUGCUCGCCAUGGUCACCCGCUGCAAUGAUAUACCCACUACACCCAAAGAGGAGGCAGUGAUCUUCAGAAACUGUGCUGAAAUCUUCAGAUCUGGGCUCACAGAGAAUGGUGUCCACAGCAUACGACCCCCCAACUCUACCCACACAGUUAAGGUGUUCUGUGAUAUGAAGACGAGAGGUGGGGGCUGGACCGUGCUGCAGCAUCGUAGAGACGGAGCUGUGGAUUUCCACCGUGGAUGGAAGGAUUACAAGAUGGGUUUUGGGGAUCCCUCGGGAGAGUACUGGGCAGGAAAUGACCUCAUCCAUCUGCUGACCAGCUCCCAGGAGUACAGUCUCCAGGUGCAGCUGAAGGAUAACGAGGGGAACGAGGCCUACUCCCACUACGAUCACUUCUAUAUAGACGCAGAGGACAAAAACUACAGUCUCCAUGCCCAGGGAUUCAGUGGUACUGCUGGCCGCACCAGUAGUCUGACCCAGCCUGGGACCCAGUUCAGCACCAAGGACCGAGACAACGACCGUUGCUCCUGCAAGUGUGCCCAGAUGUCAUCUGGAGGUUGGUGGUUUGAGGCGUGUGGUCCCUCCAACCUGAACGGUAUCUACUACGCUGGCGUCUCCAACGUGGUCCGUUACAACGGCAUCAAGUGGUACUACUGGAAGGGCGCCGGCCUCAUGGCUACCAUGACUACCAUGAUGGUUCGACCCGCAGGCUUCUGAGGGAUAACAGCUGCGAUAACUGAUGAUUUCAGCGGGAAGCGACUGAUGACAACACCCUGACUGACUAAAUUACUGACUGAUGAGCAAAUAAUGAAGUUUGACAGACAUUUGAGUGGAGAUUUUAGAAAUGUUUGACUGAUGAACAUUUUCAAAGUUUUUUUUUUCUCCCAAAAUGUUUUCGGUUGGCCUCCCGAGUGGUGCCGUGGUCUAAGGCACUGCAUCACAGUGCUAGCUGUGCCACUAGAGAUUCUGGGUUCGAGUCCAGUCUCUGUGGCAGCCGGCCGCGACCGGGAGACCCAUGGGGCGGCGUGCAAUUGGCCCAGCGUCGUCCGAGUUAGGGAGGGUUUGGGAUGUUCUUGUCCCAUCGCGCUCUAGCUACUCCUGUGGCGGACCGGGCGCAGUGCACGCUGACCAGGUCACCAGGUGCACGGUGUUUCCUCCGACACAUUGGUGCGGCUGGCUUCCGGGUUAAGCAGGCAGUGUGUCAAGAAGCAGUGCGGCUUGGUUGGGUCGUGUUUCGGAGGACGCACGGCUCUCGACCUUCGCCUCUCCCGAGUCCGUACGGGAGUUGCAGCGAUGAGACAAGACUGUAACUACCAAUUGGAUACCACGAAGUUGGAGAGAAAAAGGGGUAUUAAAAGAUUAAAAAAUAUAAAAACAUGUAUUCUGUUUUAGAUAUUUUCCCUACUAAAAUGGCACAUAGGCUUACGACAUAAACAUGUGUUUUUCUAAUGUAAUUGUACGUACUGUGCCUUCAGAAAGUAUUCCCUGUAGCUAAGGACUUACCUAAGGACUUGACUUAUUCCACAUUUUAUUGAGUUACAGCCUGACUUCUGAAUGAAUCAAACAUAUUUUUUCUCACCCGUCUAUGUACACACCAUAAUGACAAAGUGAAAAUAUGUUUUUAGAAAUUGUAGCAAAUUUUUGAAAAUUAAAUACGGAAAUAUCUCAUUUUGCCUAAGUAUUCACACCCCUAAGUCAAUACUUUGUAGAAGCACCUUUGGCAUCGAUUACAGCUGUGAGUUUUUCUGGGUAAGUCUUUAAGAGCUUUCCGCACCCAUUAUUCCUUUCAAAAUUCUUCAAGCUUUGUGAAGUUGGUUGUUGAUCAUUGCUAGACAGACAUUGUCAGGUCUUGCCAUAGAUUUUCAAGUAGAUUUAAGUCAAAACUGUAACUUGGCCACUCAGGGACAUUCAAUGUCGUCUUGGUAAGUAACUCCAGUGUAGACCUUGUGUUUUAGGUUAUUGUCCUGCUGAAAGGUGAAUUUGUCUCCCAGUGUCUGGUGGAUAGCAGACUGAACAAGGUUUUCAUCGAGGAUUUUACCUGUGCUUAGCUCCAUUCCAUUUAUUUUUGUCCUAAAAAACACCCAGUCCUUAACGAUUACAAGCAUACCCAUAACAUGAUGCAGCCAAAACUAUGAUUGAAAAUAUGGAGAGUGGUACUCAGUAAUGUGUUGUAAUGGAUUUGCCCCAAACAUAACGCUUUGUAUUCAGGGCAAAAAGUACAUUUCGUUGCCACAUUUUUUGCAAUAUUACUUUAGUGCCUUAUUGCAAACAAGAUACAUAUUUUGGAAUAUUUUUUAUUAUUUUCAAAACUAUCCUGUCAUUUAGAUGAGAUAGUCAUUCAAAAAUCAUGUUAAACACUAUUGUUGCACACAGAGUGAGUCCAUGCAACUAAUUAUGUGACUUGUUGAGCACAUUCUUACUCCUGAAUUUAUGUAGGCUUGACAAAACAAAGGGGUUGAAUACUUACAGUAUUGACUUUUCAUGUAUAUUUAAUUUGUAAAAAUUUUGAAAAAACAUAAAUUCCACUUUGACAUGAUGCAGUAUUAUGUAUGACACAAAAUCUCAAUUUAAUACAUUUUAAAUUCAGGCUGUAAACACAACAGAAUAUGGAAAAGGUCAAGGGGCGUGAACCCUUUCUGAAGGCUCUGUACGUUAAGGAUCAUGGUCUAUUGAGGCGAGAGAACUUUACCAGAAACUCGUUCUGUCUGUUUCCUGCUCUGCCACUCUGCGAUGAUUGUAAACCCUUUUUUUUUUAAGGAGAUAAUUAUCCUCAUAAAAGUGCAUGUUUUAACAAGCUUAUUUACUCUCCCAACUGUAAAUAAUAAAAGUUAUUAUUUUAAAAGAAAAAAGCGGUCUUUGGCUGCAUCCACGCCAAAUAGGUUUGUGUGUACUUUGUCACCGUUUCCAGUGUGUUACUGUCACGCCCUGGCCUUAGUAUUCUUUGUUUUCUUUAUGUUUUUUAGUUAGGUCAGGGUGUGACAUGGGGAAGGUAUGUGUUUUUGUAUUGUCUAGGGGAUUUGUAUGGUAAAGGGGUCAGUGUCUUGUCUAGGUGUUUGUAUGUCUGUGGCUGCCUAGAUUGGUUCUCAAUUAGAGGCAGCUGUGGUUCAUUGUCUCUGAUUGAGAGCCAUAUUUAAGGCAGUCAUAGGCAUUGGGGUUUUGUGGGUAAUUGUCUAUGUUGAACGUUUGUUGCUUGUCAUUGCACUUACGUCAUUUAGCUUCACGGUUGUUUUGUUUAGUUUGUAUUCAGUGUUCGUUUCAUGUUUUUCCUUUCUCUCAAUAAAAGAGAAUGUAUUUUGCA